CAUCGGUGGGCGGAUCCCUUCUGGAGACAGCAGGUAUCCUUUAGUCCAGCCAGCACGCAUACACCCGAACACACACGCAUCGUUGUCUGGAGAUCCGCAGCACCGCCGCACAGAUCUGAGCAUGGACAUGGAUCUAGGGGCCGUGAUUGAGCAGAUGGAGACGGGGAGCCAGGACAGCGCGCUGGCGGCCCUGCAGAGCUUCAACACACAGAUGAGCCAGUGCUUCACAUUCAGCAGAGCAGAAGAACAAGACAGACAGGAAGAGAACCUGCGGAAGGAUCUGGGCGAACUGGUGCUUGGUUACCUAAACAGGAAGUUGCAACCCUCGUGUCUGCUGGCCUGUUUGGAAACUGUCCGAAUCCUGUCCAGAGACAAACACUGUCUGGAUCCAUUCCUCAGCCUCUCGGCCAUGUCCACCCUCGCCCACUACGCCGGGAUUGGGGUGCAGGGUGCCGUCUCAACUGACCACAGCCAUACAAUUGAGGGUCAAGUGGACGGUGAAGGAGGAGAGGGGGAGGGGCUAGCUGUGGAGGAGAACCCGGAUCAGGACGUGAUCAUGGAAGCCCUGAAAUCCAUCUGUAACAUCCUGCUUCACAAUGAGACGGGACAGGUGGUGGCAGCAGAGCUGCAGCUGAUUAAAGGUGUAGCAGCGAGAAUGAAGCAAUGUCACGACCCAACCUGGAACCAAGAGGUCCGGUUCUUUGAUCUGCGGCUCUGUUUCCUGCUGACUGCCCUCAGAGUGGACGUCAGAGCUCAGCUGGCUCAGGAGCUCCACGGCGUCAACCUCCUGGGCAACCACUUGGAAGCCACUCUGGGUCUGUGCUGGCCGGACACCAUGGAGACAGCAAGAGCAGGGUUUGAGGGCGUCCCGCCCGAGGAACUCCCCCCACUGAGCCGGCAGCAGACGGAGCUGGCCAUGGAAAUACUGAAAAUACUCUUCAAUGUCACAUUUGACACAAACAGACGUAAGGUGGAUGAGGAAGCAGCAGCUGAGUACAGACAUCUAGGAGCCAUUCUGAGACACUGUCUGAUGAGCCAUGCGGAUGGAGAAGAGCGCACCGAGGAGUUUCACAGCCACACCGUGAACCUGCUGGGUAACCUCCCCCUGCCCUGUUUGGAUGUUCUGUUGAUGCCCAAGGUGCAGCAAGGCUCCAUCGAAUACAUGGGGGUCAACAUGGACGCCGUCAAUAUGCUGCUGGACUACAUGGAGAAAAGACUGGACCGGGGCCAGAAGUUGAAGGAAACCCUCAUUCCGUCAUUGAAUCUGCUGACUGAAAGUGCUCGCAUCCAUCGGGAGACCAGGAAGUUCCUGCGCUCUAAAGUGCUACCCCCCCUCCGUGAUGUGAUGAACAGGCCAGAGGUGGGAAGUACUCUCAGGAAUAAAAUAGUUCGUCUGAUGACGCACAUCGACACUGACGUCAAGGACUGUGCCGCAGAGUUCCUCUUCGUUCUCUGCAAAGAAAGCGUGUCGAGGUUCAUUAAGUACACGGGAUACGGGAAUGCUGCGGGUCUGCUCGCUGCCAGAGGACUGCUGAGAGGAGGAAGAGAUUCUGGCAUCUACUCCGAAGAUGAAGACUCUGAGACGGAGGAGUACAAGGAGGCGAAGGCCCAUAUAAACCCGGUCACAGGAGUUGUGGAGGAAGACCAGCCCAACCCGAUGGACGGAAUGACGGAGGAGCAGAAGGAGCUUGAGGCCAUGAAGCUGGUCAAAAUGUUCGACAAACUAUCAAGGAGCAGCGUGAUCCAGCCCAUGCAGCUCGGCAUGGACGGGACGAUGAGGGAGAUGACCUCAAAGGAACUGCUAAAACCAUCCCACAAUCCCGUGGUGCAGCCAGAACAAGGAGCUAAUUCUGACAGUGGUGAAGAAGACUAGCGGAGACGUGAGCAUAACGACACAAGGCAGUCCAGGACCCGCGGCAGCGCCGGAGAAUCCCCUUACUGUUUUAGAUAUUCAUACGUAGCGUCCUCCUGCAGGGUGAUGGAGAGCAGGAGGGGUUUGUUACCUACAUUUGCCCCAGAGAUCCAGGAUCAUCCAGACACCUGCAACACCUUCAGCGGGGAAACUCGCUGCCGUCUUUUGUGUGACGCUGAAGGUCUGCUCACGAGAACCUGGUGACGUUUUUGUUCCUACUCUUCAUUAGCUACAGAACAUAUAAACGCCGACUAGCGCUGCUCAGAUUCUGAUGUUUGAAGCAGCAGAAGAGAAUGAAUUUGAUUAUUCUCCAGAUAUUUUAUUUUUGUGAGUGAAACAGCAGAUGGAUAAGUUAGCGUUAAAGACUGAAGAUCAAAAAUUCUUCUCUGAAACGUUUAAUGUAUUUUUUUCUUCUUAUUGUACAAUUAUA
Molecule: messenger RNA, 2342 nt
Organism: Cololabis saira (Pacific saury)
Lineage: Eukaryota; Metazoa; Chordata; Actinopteri; Beloniformes; Belonidae
Gene: ric8a
Product: RIC8 guanine nucleotide exchange factor A
Exons: 15
Coding region: 122-1873 (583 amino acids)
Biological process (GO): G protein-coupled receptor signaling pathway
Cellular component (GO): cytoplasm; plasma membrane
Molecular function (GO): G-protein alpha-subunit binding; guanyl-nucleotide exchange factor activity
Source: RefSeq, a predicted model, not a curated record